This is a messenger RNA of Erigeron canadensis, 2304 nucleotides long. RefSeq lists its product as uncharacterized. The transcript is spliced from 9 exons. The record is from RefSeq and is a predicted model, not a curated record. The coding region runs from base 1 to 2304 and encodes 767 amino acids. Lineage: Eukaryota; Viridiplantae; Streptophyta; Magnoliopsida; Asterales; Asteraceae.
AUGAAAGCUCUCGACAAUGGUUCAGGAAUCACUUCAACUUUUGACAUUGGUAGUUCCAGCAAUAGCAACGUAACAAGUCGUUUCAUUCCAAGAAUAGAUUUGGAGAUUAAUGAUGAUAUGGUGGAUGAUUCAUAUGUCAAAAGGAAAGGUCUUUCAUUAGCUUACAAAGAUCAUGGAGAUCAAAUAUAUGAAUGCUCAAAGUGUCAUGCACUGCUUUGGGAAGCAAAAAUGAUAAGGGGUAAUCCGAAGGGCAAGAACACUGUGUAUACUUUCUGUUGCAAAGGUGGUGAUGUGGAGCUACCACCAGUUGUCAAACCUCCUCCUGUGUUGUACAAUUUGUUUACGAGCAAAAAUCCUAUUGCCAAUAAUUUCAUGAAACAUAUACGAGCAUAUAACAUGAUGUUUUCAUUCACAUCUAUGGGGGGUAAAGUAAAUCAAGGUUCUUUAAACGGAAGAGGACCUUAUGUCUUUAGAUUACAAGGUCAAAAUUUUCACCGAAUGGGUAGUCUGCUACCUGCGCAAGGUGAUCAACCCAAGUUCUCACAACUUUAUAUAUUUGACUCUGAAAAUGAAGAGGCUAAUAGAGAAAGAGUUGUCAGUUCUAGUACUAAAAGUUCAAGACCUGGCAAAAAUGAACUGAAACGUGAUACAAUCAACAUACUAAAGAUAAUGUUAGAUGGUUGCAACCCUCUUGUGAAAUCCUUCAGGAUGGUAAGAGAUUGUGUUAAAGAAAAUGAAUGGCAAGAUGUAAGUCUAAAACUUAUUGCCAACAGAAAUAAAGAUGGUCGAAUUUACAACUUGCCAACAACUUCUGAAGUAGCUGGAUUAAUAAUUGGAGACAUAGAUUCAGUACUUGAUUCACGGGACAUUAUAUUGAGAAAGCAGUCUGGUGGUCUUCAAAGGAUAAGUGAAUUACAUCCUUCUUAUCUGGCUCUUCAAUAUCCACUCAUCUUUCCAUUUGGAGAAGAUGGUUAUCGACUAGGAAUCAAGCACAGAGGUAUUGCACAAGAUUCAAAGAAACCAAGAACAAAACUUACUAUGAGGGAAUUCUUUUGUUACACAAUACAAGACAGACCUGGGGAGUAUUCACUUUUACUUCAUGCACAGAAACUUUUUCAUCAGUUUGCUGUUGACGGUUACACAAUGAAUUUGACGACAAAUGUCGAGAAUGGAACCACAGAUGCCUCAUCAACUGGUAAACGUAUAUUACUUCCUUCAUCUUUUACCGGUGGGAGCAGGUACAUGAUGCAAAAGUACUUGGAUGCAAUGGCUAUAUGCAAGUCAAUGGGCUAUCCAGAUUUGUUCAUUACUGUUACUUGUAAUCCCAAUUGGCCAGAGAUUUACCGUUGUUUGGUUGAUAAAAAUCUCACUCCCGAAGACAGGCCGGAUAUAAUUGCUAGAAUGUUCAAGAUAAAAUUGGAUGAAAUCAUAAACGAUUUUGUGAAGGAGAAAUUCUUUGGCGAAGUACAAGCAGUUAUUUACACAGUGGAAUUUCAAAAAAGGGGUCUUCCUCAUGCUCAUAUUUGUUUGUUUUUAGCUGCCACAAACAAGUUUCCACGUGCAACCGAUGUAGAUAAAUACAUUAGUGUUGAAAUACCAAACGAAAAAGAAGACCCAGAAUUGUAUGCACUUGUCAAACAAUUCAUGAUGCAUGGACCUUGCGGAGAUGAUAAUCCCAACUGUCCCUGUAUGGUUAGAGGAAAAUGUACAAAGAAUUUCCCAAAUAAAUGGAACGAUGAAACUUUUGUGGAUUCAGAAGGGUAUCCUGUAUAUAGACGUCGAAAUACUGGGAAUACCAUUGAAAAAAUGGGGUCCUUCUUGAUAAUGGCAUGGUUGUCCCUUAUAAUGCUACACUUCUGCGAAGAUACCAGUGCCACAUUAAUGUCGAAUGAUGGAACAACAACUGAUAACAACAAACCCAAAGAUGAGGUUAAGAAUUACUUGGAUUGCAGGUACGUUUCUGCUUUUGAAGCAUGUUGGCGAAUAUUCGCCUUUGAUAUUCAUUAUAGACAUCCUCCAGUGGAAAUCUUGCCAUUUCACAAAGAAAAUGAACAAAGCAUAGUUUAUGAUGAUCAAGCACAAUUAUGUGAUGUGGUUUUCAAUCCAACAGUGAAACGUUCAAUGUUCCUGGAAUGGAUGAAAUUAAAUGCGGAGGAUAGCUUUCCCAGUUUAUUGAAAUAUGUGCAAAUACCUGAGUUUUAUGUUUGGAUACGUAAAACUAGGAAAUGGCAACGAAGAACUGUGGAAGGACAUGGUUCUAUAGGGAGGAUAUCAUAUGUCCCUCCGUCCCUUGGUGAUGUAUAA